Molecule: messenger RNA, 852 nt
Organism: Physella acuta
Lineage: Eukaryota; Metazoa; Mollusca; Gastropoda; Physidae
Source: RefSeq, a predicted model, not a curated record
AUGACCACCAUACGUAAUGAGGUGACCACUUCGGGUCCGAGGGUCCUAAUAGACCCGCGACAAAGAGCAUAUUCUGAGCUAGUUACUGACGAAACACGAGUCGUCUGCGAGAUUGUGUUUGUUGUCAUCAUUCAAGGGUUUCUGGGUGUCUUUGGUUCCCUCACCAACAUCAUCAACAUCAUGGUGUUUAUAAAACAGGGCCUGAAGGAGACAGUGACCAUCAGUUUCCUGGCUUUAUGUCUGGCUGAUUUAGGUAACGUGCUGCCUCUUGUCUGGGCUAGUGUGUGUUCGAAUCCCUUGUUUGAUAUCAAGGAAAAAUCAGACAAUACGUUGUUCGUGCAUUUAACUUCAGGCGCUGUCUGUCACAAGUUUCUGCCGUACUUUGAUACCACUAGAAACUCAACAGUCUACAACGUCAUUAUAACUCAGAGCGCCGAGUGCGAUUUAUUUGUAAGUGGCAGGAUAAAUGUCGCUGCUAAAUUUAUCCUUUUUAUCCUGGACAUAAUGUUCACAAUUUUCAUGAUACACCGCCUUCUGGUGAAAUCAAAAUGGCGCAGCGAGACGUCUGCUGGGACAGCAAAAGAUGGAUCAGCUUUACGAGACUACAGACUAAUGAAAAUGCUGGCUUUUAUUUCCUUUAUUUACAUAUCGACCUCGAUCCCUGCCAUUGGCUACACGAUACUGUUUAUUUUUCUGGACUCUGUCAUAAAUCUUUCGAUGAUCUCCAGAAACUUCUACUCCGUCAUCCUGGGCGUCGUCGUGUCAUCUGAAGCUGUCUGUAGUUCCUUCAACGUUUUCCUCUUCUACUCCAUGAGCGCCAGGUUUAAGAAGGCAUUCUGGGAGAUUUUUUGA